Molecule: messenger RNA, 758 nt
Organism: Zingiber officinale
Lineage: Eukaryota; Viridiplantae; Streptophyta; Magnoliopsida; Zingiberales; Zingiberaceae
Product: transmembrane protein 50A-like
Exons: 4
Coding region: 101-523 (140 amino acids)
Biological process (GO): late endosome to vacuole transport via multivesicular body sorting pathway; protein targeting to vacuole
Source: RefSeq, a predicted model, not a curated record
GAUAAAUAAAUAGGGAUUUGUUUGCCGGACCAAAGCGAAGUCAUCGCGAAGCGAGGGUGCGGAGAUAGCAGGGAACAGGGGAACGACGACGAAAGAAUCUAUGGGCAACCUAGGGUUAAUAUGGGAGAUAAUGGGACCGGGAUUCGCCGGGGCUGUGUUCGGCGCUGGGUGGUGGUUUUGGGUCGACGCCGUCGUCUGCAGCGCCGUCAAGGUCUCUUUCCUCCAUUACCUCCCCGGGAUCUUUGCUUCGCUUGCGGCACUCAUGUUCAAUUGCGUCGACAGAAACGAAAUUGGGUACGAUUACUACUCGCCGUACGGAGAGAGCGAAUGGAGGUUGAAGCUCUGGCUUUUUGUGUCAUAUGUUGUAUCUUUUGUUUCUUUAGCGGGAUCAGUGGGCUUACUCAUACAAGACACACUUACUGAUAAAGGUCCCUCCGCGUGGACUGGAGUUGCAGGUGUUUUACAGUGCGUGUUUGUUUUGAUAAGCGGAUUGAUCUAUUGGACUUCUCAUUCAGAAGAGUGAGUGAACUAUGUGGUUAGUGGAAAAUUUCAAAGACCAACAUGUAUCUUGUACCUACUACAUCAUGUUCUGUGCAAUUGUGAACUUGAGUGGUGUACAUGCAUCUUCAUUAUUAGUUACCCGAUAUUAGUGAAACUGUGCAUGGUGGUAUGAUAUAUCGACUGAGUGCUAAUUACUUAAGUGUCAUGUCCUCAUACAAUCGAAUGAAUGUGCAAGGUCUUUAUUUGCUUUGUAUUAA